Messenger RNA from Heteronotia binoei (common prickly gecko), 4564 nucleotides. RefSeq names its product myosin IIIB (gene MYO3B). Gene Ontology annotation, biological process: protein phosphorylation. The record is from RefSeq and is a predicted model, not a curated record. The transcript has 35 exons. Bases 42 to 3989 code for a protein of 1315 amino acids. Gene Ontology annotation, cellular component: myosin complex. Lineage: Eukaryota; Metazoa; Chordata; Lepidosauria; Squamata; Gekkonidae. Gene Ontology annotation, molecular function: protein kinase activity; ATP binding; protein binding.
UAUUUCACAGAAGAGACAAUUCCUUGUGUUUGUUACCGCAUAUGGCGAGCAAGAACUAUGGCAGGAAGUCACUCUAUGGAUUUUUUCAGUAUAAUCAGAAUAUGAUUGGACUGGAAUCUUUACCUGACCCCUCAGAUACCUGGGAAAUUGUUGAGACCAUUGGCAAAGGCACGUAUGGUAAAGUCUAUAAAGUCACUAAUAAGAAAGAUGGAAGUUUGGCAGCGGUGAAGAUUCUAGAUCCUAUCAGUGAUGUGGAUGAAGAAAUUGAAGCAGAAUACAACAUUCUACAGUUUCUUCCUAACCAUCCCAACGUCGUUAAAUUUUAUGGAAUGUUUUACAAAGCAGAUCAAUAUGUGGGUGGCCAGCUCUGGCUUGUUCUUGAGCUUUGUAAUGGGGGCUCUGUCACAGACCUUGUCAAAGGCCUGCUGAAGUGUGGGCAACGCUUGGAUGAAGCUAUAAUCUCCUACAUCUUAUAUGGUGCUCUCCUGGGUCUGCAGCACUUACACAACAACCGAAUCAUUCAUCGUGAUGUCAAAGGGAACAACAUUCUCCUGACUACAGAAGGAGGAGUCAAACUUGUUGACUUCGGUGUUUCUGCACAGCUCAGCAGCACAAGACUGAGAAGAAACACAUCAGUGGGAACCCCAUUUUGGAUGGCUCCUGAGGUCAUUGCAUGUGAACAACAGUAUGACUACUCCUAUGAUGCUCGGUGUGAUGUAUGGUCCCUUGGGAUCACGGCCAUUGAACUGGGUGAUGGAGAUCCACCCUUAUUCGACAUGCAUCCUGUGAAAACACUUUUUAAGAUUCCAAGGAAUCCCCCUCCUACUUUAUUACAGCCAGAAAUGUGGUCCAGGGGAUUCAAUCACUUCAUUUCACAGUGUCUUAUUAAGGACUUUGAAAAGCGUCCAUCCGUCACCCACCUUUUAGAGCAUCCCUUCAUCAGACAAGCCCACGGUAAGGACAUGGCGCUCCAGAAACAGCUGGCUGGUCUCAUCCAAGCACAACAACAACUGGGUGUUUUCGCCAAGACGAGACAUGAGAGAAUACACACUCGAAGGCCUUAUCGUAUUGAUGCACCUGACAAAUAUUCCCCCGAUGAUGAUUUGGUGAACCUUGAAGUCCUGGAUGAGGAUACAAUUAUUCAUCAGCUGCAGAAACGCUAUGCAGACUUACAGAUUUAUACAUACGUCGGAGAUAUCUUAAUAGCCUUAAACCCUUUCCAAAAUCUCAGCAUAUAUUCUCCACAGUUUUCGAAGCUUUAUCAUGGGGUGAAGCGUUCUACAAACCCACCUCACAUAUUUGCUUCUGCAGACGCUGCUUACCAAGGCAUGGUCACUUCUAGCAAAGACCAGUGCAUUAUCAUCAGCGGAGAAAGCGGUGCUGGAAAAACUGAAAGUGCCCAUCUCAUUGUGCAGCAUUUGACCUUCCUGGGAAAGGCUAACAAUCGUGCUUUGCGGGAGAAGAUUCUUCAAGUGAACCCUCUGGUAGAAGCCUUUGGCAACGCCUGCACUGCAAUCAAUGACAACUCCAGUCGGUUUGGAAAAUACCUGGAAAUGAUGUUUACGCCAACAGGAGCUGUAAUGGGAGCGAAAAUUUCUGAAUAUCUGCUAGAAAAGUCCAGAGUCAUAAAGCAAGCUGUAGGGGAGAAAAACUUCCAUAUAUUUUAUUAUAUUUAUGCUGGCCUUUAUCAUCAGAAGAAACUCUUCGAAUAUAAACUGCCUGAAGAAAAGCCUCCAAGGUAUAUUGAUAAUGACACUGGAAGGGUGAUGUGUGAUAUUAUUAGCAAAGAAUCUUAUGGAACUCAGUUUGAAGCCAUUCAGCAUUGCUUUAGAAUCAUAGGGUUUACUGAUGAGGAAGUGCAUUCAGUGUAUCGAAUUCUGGCUGGGAUCUUAAAUAUAGGAAACAUUGAAUUUACUGCCAUUUCUUCCCAACACCAAACUGAUAAAAGCGAAGUGCCCAAUGCCGAAGCCUUAGAUAGCGCUGCCUCGUUGUUGAGUAUUGGCUCAGAAGAACUUCAGGAAGCCCUUACCUCACAUUGUGUUGUCACACGUGGGGAGACCAUUAUCCGAACAAACACAGUGGACAAAGCAGCCGAUGUGCGAGAUGCCAUGUCAAAGGCACUUUAUGGCCGGCUCUUCAGUUGGAUCGUAAAUCGUAUCAAUACCCUGCUGCAGCCAGAUAAAAAUAUAUGCAAUGCUCAGAGUGGAAUGAAUGUUGGGAUUCUGGAUAUUUUUGGAUUUGAGAACUUCACAAGAAACUCAUUUGAACAGCUGUGCAUAAACAUCGCUAAUGAGCAGAUCCAAUUUUAUUUCAAUCAGCAUAUAUUUGCACUUGAGCAGAUGGAAUAUCAGAAUGAAGGAAUUGAUGCUCCUGUGAUUGAAUAUGAAGACAACCGGCCACUCCUAGACAUGUUCCUUCAGAAACCAAUGGGUCUGCUUUCUCUGCUUGAUGAAGAAAGUCGAUUUCCCCAAGCAACAGAUCUCACUUUAGUUGACAAAUUUGAAGAUAACUUAAGAUGCAAGUACUUCUGGAGACCCAAACGAGUGGAGUUGUGCUUUGGCAUUCAGCACUAUGCUGGAAAGGUGCAGUAUGAUGCGUAUGGUUUCUUGGAGAAGAACAGGGACACCCUUCCUGCUGACAUCGUGGUGGUGUUGAGGACUUCAGAGAACAGGCUUCUGCAGCAGCUCUUCUCAAGCCCUUUAACCAAAACAGGUAACUUGGCACAAACAAGAGCCAGAGUGACAGCAGCAUCCAGGUCUUUACCCCCACAACUCAGUGCUGGCCGCAUCAAGGUUGACACCAUGGAAAUUAUGAGGCACCCCGACGAGACAACCAACAUGAAGAGGCAAACCGUGGCUUCCUAUUUCAGGUAUUCUCUGAUGGAUCUGUUAUCCAAAAUGGUGGUUGGACAGCCGCAUUUUGUUCGUUGCAUUAAGCCCAAUGAUGACAGGCAAGCACUGAAAUUUUCCAAGGCAAGAGUUCUAGUGCAACUGCGCUACACCGGUAUUCUUGAGACCAUCAACAUACGUCGGCAAGGGUAUUCACAUCGCAUUCUUUUCGAGGAGUUUGUGAAAAGGUAUUAUUAUAUUGCUUUCAAGGCACAUGAGACUCCAGUUGCCAGCAAAGAGAGCUGCAUUGCUAUUCUGCAAAAAGUCAAGUUAGACAAGUGGGUACUUGGGAAAACAAAGGUUUUCUUGAAGUAUUAUCAUGUUGAACAAUUGAACUUGUGCCUGCGUGAAGUUAUAGGCAGGGUGGUGGUCAUGCAAGCUUACACCAAAGGAUGGCUUGGAGCAAGAAGGUACAAGAAGCUCAAAGAGAAAAGAGCAAACAGCGCUGUUGCCAUUCAGUCAGCCUGGAGAGGAUAUGAUGCACGCAGGAAGUUCCAGGAUAUAAAGAACAGAAGAGUGGAUGCUGCUAUUCAUAUUCAAGCAGUUUUCAGGGGGUAUUUAGCUCGCAGAACUUAUGUACAGAUGAAAAACAGCAUUGACCACACAACAGAUACAAAGUCAAUCAACCUGGCCUUUAAUUUGCAUUGUGAGGAAAACUGGAAGCAAAGUUGCAACCCAUCUUCUCCCUCAGAGCCAGAUUUUCUCAACAAACACCCAAACAAGGAUUUGGCCCAAACAAAGAAUUUGCAGCCCCUCAGCCAAGCCCAUGCAGUCAAAGACCACCUGUUCUCUUGUUCCUUGAGACCGCAGAAAACUCAAGGUUCAGAGAAUGGCCUUGAACAGAAGCUGAAGACCCCCCGCCGACGUUGCCAGCAGCCCAAAAUGCUGAAUAGCCCUGAGGACAACUUGUAUUAUAACCAGUUAAAUGGAUCUCUAGAAUAUCAAGGGAGCAAGAGGAAGCCAAGAAAACUUGGGCAAAUAAAAGUCCUUGAUUGGGAGGAUGAGUACUACAAAUCAUUGUCAGCUGUUGAUUCCAUCCCAGAAGAAGACAACAAAUUCCAAGCUCUUCCUUCCUCCAGAGGAGUGUCCUUUCAGAGCUGAGCUUUUACCACUUAACUCUUUUGUGACAAUGCUGGUUACCUCUGUUUCUCUUUUCUGUUGGAUAUGGGAAAAGGUGGGGGUGGAAAGAAGUGAGAAGUCCUGCAUAGGGAAGAGAGCUUUGCCAUCACAGGAUGGAAUCUGCACCCACCUCCACCCCAGUUCUUGCUUCUCCAACCUGCUUCUGGCCAGGCAGAUCUGGCCCCGAGUCCUGACUCCACCUUGCUGCUCUCAUCUGCUCUGCUCCCGCUGGAGUUUCUACACAUGGUUUUGCCUCUGUGGGGCCAAAUUGGAAGAGGGACAGACCCUCCAGGGCCUUCUCUUCUGCAGCUGCUGACCUCUCCUGAGAUGUCAUGAGCCUCAGGUGACUCCUAAUCUCCUCUGGAUAUAGCUGUCCAGACUCUGCUUUGGUUGAGUUAAUGCUUCUCUGGAUCUUUCUUUUUAAUGUUUUUUUAAAGCUCUUUGGUAUCUUGUUCCCUUUUUUCGUAUCAUGUUUGGAUUGAUUUCUGGCCUUGACUUACCUGUGUAUCUACUAAUAAAUAAAAACAAAUUUGUGAAAUAAAGACACUUUGAACUUC